AUGUCUCAUUUCGCGGAGUCAUCUAGAGGUGGACGGGUGAGGAGUAGGCUUCAAGGUGCCCGCAGCACCCACAUUGGCUCUGAGCAUGGUGUUGUUUUGGAUCCAGUUGGUGAGCUCAGUGGGUUCUCGAUGAUCCCUUGCCCAGAUUACGAUCUUGCUCGGGUGGUGGAGGUAUGGACCAAGAAGGAUGGUGACAACCACGGCCGACUCUACUUCAAGUGUGCUAGGAAUGGGAUGAGUUCUUUGUAG
This is a messenger RNA of Miscanthus lutarioriparius, 249 nucleotides long. Lineage: Eukaryota; Viridiplantae; Streptophyta; Magnoliopsida; Poales; Poaceae. The record is from the annotation of a GenBank genome assembly.